AUGUCCAACAGCAGCUCAGUAACUGAAUUUCUCCUCUUGGCAUUUGCAGACAGAUGGGAGCUGCAUCUCUUGCACUUCUGGCUCUUCCUGGGCAUCUACCUGGCUGCCCUCCUGGGCAGUGGCCUCAUCAUCACAGCCAUCGCCUGCGACCACCACCUCCACACCCCCAUGUACUUCUUCUGCUUCAACCUCUCCCUGCUCGACCUGGGCUCCAUCUCCACCACUGUUCCCAAAGCCAUGGACAAUUCCCUCUGGGACAGCAGGGACAUCUCCUACUUGGGAUGUGCUGCACAGGUCUAUUUCUUCGUUUUCUGUGCUGCAACAGAGUUGUAUCUUCUCACCAUCAUGUCUUACGACCGCUACGUUGCCAUCUGCAAACCCCUGCACUACGGGACUCUCCUGGGAAGCAGAGCUUGA
This is a messenger RNA of Tyto alba (common barn owl), 417 nucleotides long. RefSeq names its product olfactory receptor 14I1-like. The coding region runs from base 1 to 417 and encodes 138 amino acids. NCBI's taxonomy places the organism in Eukaryota, Metazoa, Chordata, Aves, Strigiformes, Tytonidae. The record is from RefSeq and is a predicted model, not a curated record. Gene Ontology annotation, molecular function: G protein-coupled receptor activity. Gene Ontology annotation, cellular component: membrane. Gene Ontology annotation, biological process: G protein-coupled receptor signaling pathway. The transcript has a single exon.